Messenger RNA from Aspergillus affinis, 1467 nucleotides. Its product is annotated as F-box protein. The coding region runs from base 1 to 1467 and encodes 488 amino acids. Lineage: Eukaryota; Fungi; Ascomycota; Eurotiomycetes; Eurotiales; Aspergillaceae. Gene Ontology annotation, molecular function: protein binding. The record is from RefSeq and is a predicted model, not a curated record. The transcript has a single exon.
AUGACUGCACUAGAAGAGAAUGCAGCGUUUUUGCCCAUGGAGAUCCUCGACUUGAUCUUCUCCUACGUCGAGGAGAUCGGCGACAUUCAUGACUGGUACCGGCUCAGCCUUGUCAACCACAGCUGGUAUUCCGCCGCAAUUCCACGACUCUACCACACCUUCAUUAACAAUGGAGAAUUUAAAGACCGCGAGCGCCUCUGGCAGUUCAUGCGAACGGUUGUCCAGGUGCCGAGCCUGGCUAAGUACGUCAAGGCGGUGGACUUGCAGCAUUGUCUCAAGUACACCGGAAUUCGUAGCGUGGCUCUUGCCAGGCGCCUGUGCGAUGAAUAUCUCCCUGUUCUCCACCAGGGAUUGUAUGAAUCGGGAAUCGAUUACUAUGAGCCAGAGGAGACCUAUGAUGCACUACGACUCGACAAUCGACGGCCCAUUGUGGCCAUGAUCCUCGCCUGCGUGACCGAGAUCGAGUCCUUGUACAUGCAUGCCACCUACGACGACAAAUAUCUUCGCGCCGUAGCAGAAAAUGCGGUCAUUCCUACGAAUUCGGCAUACUUCAGCAAUGAUGGGCGCAAAAAGUUCGCUUUCAAGCAUCUGAAAAAAUUGUGCCUGAACACGGACGAUCAGCCAUACGGCAACGUCCCCCUCCAAGUGGACCGCUAUCAGCCGUUCAUCUACUUCCCUCAGCUACGCGAGAUGACUCUGCUGCGCACGUACCUCGACCCAAGUCUGUUCUCCUGGCAGCUGGCAGAUGAAGCAAGCGCAAUGACUCACUUGACCAAACUGACCAUUGACCUACACAAGGAGACCCGGCUCGAAGACCUCCUGAAGUUCUUGGACAAGCGACCCCCAUUGACCAGCUUGUGCGUCGACUUUAGCAGCAUCCCUCAGUCCGAAUGGGCUUUCCCCGGUCCGUCUGCGCUCUGGAAUCGUCUAAGCGAGUUUAAAACAACGCUCGAGACCCUCGACCUGUAUUGUCCCAAUCUCGAACCAAACCGGCCUGAUACCCCGAAAUUUUGUCCCCCCGUGGCAGAAUUCACCAAGCUCAAAUCACUCAGUAUCGGACCUGCCUUUCUCUUUGGUAACUGCAGGGACCAUGAUAAGCCUUACCAGCUCAUGGAACAUAUUCCGCAUGGACUGGACUUUCUUGGCCUCUAUGGUGACCCGGGAUCACAUUGGCGAAAUUGGGUAGUGCCACGGCGUAUUUGGGCAGUGCCAGACGUGGAAGUUCAGCUGGAGGUUCUUGCCAAGGGGCGCGAGCCCAAGGUCAUUCAUGUCGAGGGCUGGGGAGGGAGGACCUUACCUAUGCUACCAAUCAAGAGGCUGAGGACUGUCUGUCGGCAAAAACGGAUUGAAUACAGAACUAUUCAUCUAGAGGAUAUGAACAGAGGAGGCUUGGGCUCGGAGUUUGCAAAAUCUAGUUAUAGACAUGCGCGGCCGAAUAGUCCCGGAAUGGACCAAGUAAUGCUCUAG